AUGGAAAAGCAGGCGCUUCUGGGCGCGUCUCUCGCCCCGCGACAAGAGGCCCAGCGUCAGCGACCGACAUCUAGCGCGGCACUCUUCAUCGCAGUAUUCACCUUCUGGAUCCUGCUGUCCUGGGAAUUCCUCAUCUCCUACGGGAAAUCAUGGCCGCGCCGCGCAGAACCGCAGCUGCGGAUGUACGCCGGCGAGUCCAUCAAGUGGCGGCUGUGUGGUGACGUGACGGGCCACGACGACCUCGAAUGCGGCACCGUGGACGUGCCCAUGGAUCAGUUCAACAGCACCAAUUCCAGCAAUGAGACGUUUACGAUUCCGCUCGUCCGCAUGCGCGGCAAGCACGCCAGCCAGAAUCUGCUCAUCCACACUGGCGGGCCGGGCGCGAGCGGAAUCGGCAGCGUCUACAGCGCUGGCGAGAAGCUCAGCCGGCUCCUUGGCGGGAGAUUUCACAUUGUCGGCUUUGAUGCGCGGGGACUCGGCGCGUCGACGCCCAGCGCGACGUGCUACGUCGAUGCAGAGUCACAGAAAAGGCUGAGGCCGCGGCGCACAACAGACCUCAUCAGGGACAGCCCCUACCUGUACGCGUGGUCGACCAACUACGUGCGCGCCUGCAGAGAAAAUGCCGGCGAGCAUCUCCAAUACGUCAAUACUCCGCAGGUAGCCGCGGAUAUGAAUAGCAUCAUCGAUGCCCUUGGACAGGAAAGCAUGUUUUACUGGGGCAUGAGCUACGGCUCACUGCUCGGCCAGGUCUACGCCACGCUCUUUCCUCAACGUUUAGAGCGCAUGGUCAUUGACGGCGUCCCGGAUCAGUUCUCCUGGUUUGAGGAUUUAAUGGACGCGCAACGUUAUGCUGACACUGAUGCCGUCGUUGACGGCUUCUUUGAAGAGUGCGUCCGUGCAGGAGACGCCUGCGCAUUAAGCAAAUAUGGCAAAACUGGUCCGAAACUCAGAGAAAACGUGACUAGUGUCAUAAACUCAUUGUACAGGAACCCGGCCAGUGCGUAUGUGAAUGGCUCGGUAUAUGGCAUCGUUGAUGACUUUGCCGCGCGAAUCACGGGCCUCUUCCACGAGAUGCACACGCCCAAGCGCUGGCCUGCGCUCGCCCCCCGGCUGGCAGAUCUACAAGAGGGCAACGCAACCGGCAUGUUUCUCGCCUACGUCAACGACGAACCAUUUGGCAACGUGCCAAGGGCCAACCUUGUGGUUGAAAUGAAUGAUGGCCAAUCUGGACCGACGUUCUGGCCCCAGGCUCGAAUACGCUUAAUGGAGAAGCUUCUCCCAUACUUUGACAAGUACCGAUUUGCCCUCGGUGACAUGCUGGAUCUUCACGUCAAGCAGCAGUGGAACGUUCCUAGGACUCAUUCCUACCUGCCAAAGCAAAGAGUCGAAACGGCCACUCCGCUAUUGAUUCUGUCGACAACCCAUGACCCCGCGUGUCCCUACUCUGCCGCGCAGGCCGCGCAAAAGGUGUUUGUCGGGUCGCGUCUGGUUGCGCUUGACGCCUAUGGCCAUGCAUCCAUUGCCAUGCCGUCGUUGUGCGUGGCACAAUACAUGCGUGCGUAUUUUGAUAAUGGUAGUCUGCCUGAAGAAAAUGUUGUGUGCAAGAGUGAUGGGGUGUACUUUCCGGGUACCAGCGAAGAGAGUAUAAGCUCUGCCAGUGCAUCGCACACUGCAGAAGAGCUGGAGACUUUGGCUGCACAAAGGGCUAUAGCGGGAAUAUACGCAGAUAUAAAGUAUACCAAGUAA
This is a messenger RNA of Beauveria bassiana ARSEF 2860, 1746 nucleotides long. RefSeq names its product Alpha/beta hydrolase fold-1. The coding region runs from base 1 to 1746 and encodes 581 amino acids. NCBI's taxonomy places the organism in Eukaryota, Fungi, Ascomycota, Sordariomycetes, Hypocreales, Cordycipitaceae. The record is from RefSeq and is a predicted model, not a curated record. The transcript has a single exon.